Dendronephthya gigantea is the source of this 813-nucleotide messenger RNA. Its product is annotated as universal stress protein in QAH/OAS sulfhydrylase 3'region-like. The record is from RefSeq and is a predicted model, not a curated record. The transcript has 4 exons. The coding region runs from base 163 to 642 and encodes 159 amino acids. NCBI's taxonomy places the organism in Eukaryota, Metazoa, Cnidaria, Anthozoa, Malacalcyonacea, Nephtheidae.
UGACCAUUCGUGCGAAAUAUCACGUUUUGUUGGGAUUGAAAUAAUUGAAUUUUUUACUGAUUAGUGAUUAGUACCACCUGGGAACCUGCAGAAGAUAUACGUUUUCAGCUGAGAGUUUUAUCAUUUUACACAGCUCAAACAAGGAUUAUUUAGGUGUCUAAAAUGGCUGAAACAACGAACGACGAAGCAAGAAAUAUAUUGAUUGCUGUAGACGGCAGUAAGCAUUCGGAACGUGCUUUCAAAUUUUAUCUCAGUGACAUUUGUAAGAGUGGGGAUCAUGUGAUAGUAUUCCAUGCACAAGAAAUGCCGACUUUACCUGCAGCUCCUUAUCCAUAUGGGUAUGCCUAUUAUGAAGAAUGGCAGGAUGUUAUGAAGAAAGCUGAUGAAGAUGCUAAAGUUUUACUCCGACAUUAUGGAGAUACGUUGAAACAAAGAAACGAUGUCAAAUUUAAACUGGUAAAAGAAGGUGGCAAACCAGGAGAGUUGAUUGUAAAGAAUGGUGAAGAAGAAAAUGCAAAGAUAGUUGUCUUAGGAUCACGGGGUCAGGGUGCUGUACGUCGCACAUUUCUUGGAAGUGUUAGUGACUAUGUAGUUCAUCAUAGUCAUUCUGCUGUGUGUGUUGUACCACCAGAAAAACACUAACUUUCACAAUAGUAAUUUAAUCAUUCAAUAUUGAUUCAUUGUCGCAUUAAGGUGUGAGCCAUAUUUUUUUCAUUAAAAAAUUGUAGCACUGUCAGGCUAUUUGAAAUAAAGCAAUCAAACCCAGAAUAUUCUCAACUAUCCAACAUGCUUACUUACAUAAAGAUAGAUAUA